This is a messenger RNA of Cucurbitaria berberidis CBS 394.84, 1608 nucleotides long. RefSeq lists its product as uncharacterized. The record is from RefSeq and is a predicted model, not a curated record. Bases 1 to 1608 code for a protein of 535 amino acids. The transcript is spliced from 7 exons. Lineage: Eukaryota; Fungi; Ascomycota; Dothideomycetes; Pleosporales; Cucurbitariaceae.
AUGGUAGACUCUUCUCCAGACCAAUUUGCCGGUGGCAAUAGUCAUGACUCCUACGACGAUGCGGAAAAGGGCAUGCAUAACCAGGCGCUGGAGAUAAUGGCACCUCCACCAUUCGUAUACACGGGUGGUCAGAAAUGGCCGAAACACAUCAACACUCAGCUGUCUCCCCUUUCACCAGUUCACGAAGGCAUUACGCCGUUUUCAAGUGUCCCGGAGCUGUUGUUAAAAUUUCCAGCAGGGCGACGGGCCACGGACGCCAAUAUCCUUGGGACCACCGUCAAGAAACCAGCACCAUCAAAACCAAAAAUCGGCCGAUGGAUUAAACUUGACUUAUGGUUCAACACGUACCGAAAAUUCUUCACCUUCAUCACCUUGCUGAACUUGACGGGUAUCAUCCUUACCGCACUUGGUCGAUUCCCUUACGCCGAGAACCACCUUGGCGCUGUAGUACUGGGGAACCUUCUCUGCGCAAUCCUAAUGCGGAAUGAGCUGUGGUUGCGCAUCCUUUAUAUUGUUGCUAUACAUGGUUUACGAAGUUGGGCCCCAUUGCGCGUUAAGUUGGCAGCAACAUCUGUCCUACAACAUGUUGGAGGCAUUCACUCGGGAUGUGCUCUCUCUGGUGCUGCUUGGCUUGUGUAUAAGAUCGUGGAUAUCAUACGUUAUCGCGCCGUUCAGCACCCUGCUGUGAUUGCCAGCGGCAUAAUCACAAACGUCUUCAUCAUCGUUUCCGUUUUGAGCGCCUUUCCUUGGGUUCGCAAUACUUAUCAUAACGUAUUCGAGAAACAUCACAGGUUUAUUGGAUGGCUCGGCCUCGCGGUUUGUAGCUUUAUUCUAACGACCUGGAUCUUCGUGGUCUUGGGAAACUCUUAUGACAUCAAACGCGGGCAUUGGAAUACCAACUCCCACACCCUACUAAACGCCCAAGAACUAUGGUUUGCCGUCUUCAUGACGAUUUUUGUGCUCAUCCCUUGGGUUACCCUGCGAGAAGUCCCUGUCGAGGUUUCGCUUCCCUCUCCCAAAGUCGCCAUUGUCCGGUUCGAGCGUGGGAUGCAGCAGGGUCUCUUGGGAAGGAUUAGUCGCACUUCCAUCAUGGAGUAUCACGCCUUUGGCAUCAUCAGUGAAGGCACAAAGGCGACGCAUCACUAUAUGAUUUGCGGUGUUCAAGGCGACUUUACGAAAGACCUUGUUACCAACCCACCUAAGACACUGUGGACUCGAGAACUGAAAUUUGCUGGUGUUGGCCACGCUUCUGCAAUGUUCAAGAGAGGAAUCCGCAUCUGCACUGGCACUGGUAUCGGAGCAGCGCUAUCUACGUGCAUCCAAAGCCCAAACUGGUUUCUCAUCUGGAUAGGCUCUGACCAAGAGAAAACUUUCGGACCAACCAUUACAGGCCUCAUCAGAAAGCACAUCGAGCCGGAGAGAAUGAUCCUCUGGGAUUCGAAGAAACGAGGAGGACGCCCUGACACUGUGGAGCUUCUCAAAGACACAUGGACUAGGUUCGGAGCAGAGGUUAUUUUCAUAACGUCUAAUAUGCAGGGGAAUGACGAGAUGAUGCAAGGUUGCCGCGCAGCUGGGCUGCAUGCUUUCGGCACUUUGUGGGACUUUUGA